Molecule: messenger RNA, 817 nt
Organism: Etheostoma spectabile (orangethroat darter)
Lineage: Eukaryota; Metazoa; Chordata; Actinopteri; Perciformes; Percidae
Product: interferon-induced protein 44
Exons: 5
Coding region: 163-813 (216 amino acids)
Biological process (GO): immune response
Source: RefSeq, a predicted model, not a curated record
AUAUAUAAAUUUUAAUCUUGUUUUAACAGAGACAAUGCGAGGGAUCUCCAGUAUUUGAAGGACUAUAAGCCUGAACGCGAUGACAUCAAAUAUGUACGAAUUCUUCUGUACGGACCCGUCGGAGCUGGGAAGUCCAGCUUCAUCAACUCUGUCAGCAGCGUCAUGCGAGGCAGAAUGGCUAUUCCUGCUUUGGCCAGUUCAACUACCUCUGAACAAAGUUGUUCCAAAAAAUAUGAAACUCAUAAAAUCCGGAGUGGAAGAGGCCAGUCAAAGACAUAUUGUAAUUUUGUCUUCAAUGACAUCAUGGGUCUGGAGAAAGAGGGCGGAGUUCAUGCUGAAGACAUCAAACUGGCCCUGAAAGGACAUGUGAAGGAAGGCUACAAGUUCAACCCUGCAUCUCCUCUGACUACUAAGGAUCCAGGCUACAACCCAAGUCCCUCAGCAGAUGACAGAGUUCAUGUUCUGGUUUGUGUGCUUUCUGCUAACUCAGCAGAAAUUACAGACUCAGUUCUGAAGAAGAUGUCGGCAAUCAGAGAGGUAGCUAGUGACAUGGGGAUUCCCCAAAUGGCAAUAGGCACCAACAUUGAUUUAGCCUGUCCUGAAACUGAAAAGGAUCUGAGGAAUGUGUACAAGAGCAAGUACCUGAAGAAAAAGAUGAAUGACUUCAGCGCUGCAGUGGGAAUCCCGAUGAACUGCAUCUUUCCUGUGAAGAACUACAGUGAUGAAAUCGCCAUGAAUGAAGAUAUCAACACUCUGAUCCUGAGUGCUCUGAGAAAAAUGAUCGACUUUGGAGACGACUUUAUUGACAAAUGAAUUU